Miniopterus natalensis is the source of this 749-nucleotide messenger RNA. RefSeq names its product paired like homeodomain 1 (gene PITX1). Gene Ontology annotation, molecular function: RNA polymerase II cis-regulatory region sequence-specific DNA binding; DNA-binding transcription factor activity, RNA polymerase II-specific. NCBI's taxonomy places the organism in Eukaryota, Metazoa, Chordata, Mammalia, Chiroptera, Miniopteridae. Gene Ontology annotation, cellular component: nucleus. The record is from RefSeq and is a predicted model, not a curated record. Gene Ontology annotation, biological process: anatomical structure morphogenesis; regulation of transcription by RNA polymerase II.
CACCGCCGCACGACAUGGGACCCGCCUUCCACUUAGCCCGCGCCGCCGACCCCCGUGAGCCGCUGGAGAACUCCGCCAGCGAGUCGUCCGACACGGAGCUGCCAGAGAAGGAGCGCAGCGGGGAACCGAAGGGGCCCGAGGACAGCGGUGCCGGCGGCGCGGGCUGCGGAGGUGCGGAGGACCCCGCCAAGAAGAAGAAGCAGAGGCGGCAACGCACGCACUUCACAAGCCAGCAGCUGCAAGAGCUGGAGGCCACGUUCCAAAGGAACCGCUACCCCGACAUGAGCAUGCGGGAGGAGAUCGCAGUGUGGACCAACCUCACGGAGCCGCGCGUGAGGGUCUGGUUCAAGAACCGGCGGGCCAAGUGGCGGAAGCGCGAGCGCAACCAGCAGCUGGACCUGUGCAAGGGCGGCUACGUGCCGCAGUUCAGCGGCUUGGUGCAGCCCUACGAGGACGUGUACGCCGCCGGCUACUCCUACAACAACUGGGCCGCCAAGAGCCUGGCGCCCGCGCCGCUCUCCACCAAGAGCUUCACCUUCUUCAACUCCAUGAGCCCGCUGUCCUCGCAGUCCAUGUUCUCGGCGCCCAGCUCCAUCUCCUCCAUGACCAUGCCGUCGAGCAUGGGCCCGGGCGCCGUGCCCGGCAUGCCCAACUCGGGUCUCAACAACAUCAACAACCUCACCGGCUCCUCGCUUAACUCGGCCAUGUCCCCCGGCGCCUGCCCCUACGGCACACCCGCCUCGCCCUAC